Rattus norvegicus (Norway rat) is the source of this 676-nucleotide messenger RNA. NCBI's taxonomy places the organism in Eukaryota, Metazoa, Chordata, Mammalia, Rodentia, Muridae. The record is from RefSeq and is a predicted model, not a curated record.
AAUUACACGAUUGUUAUUUAUUAUUCUUGUUUUUAUCAUAGAUUAUGGAUUUAAACUAGCUUGUUCAGGCUUCCAGAGCAAAACAAUACCAUGUAUGACUUCUGCUAGCUGCAGAGGGAAACAAAAGGUCCCAUUUUAGUUAUAUUAUUCUCAAUGAGGAAACUGCAAUUCACAAAGUUUAUAUGAAGAGAGAAUCAUCCUUUGCUCCUUGAAGUUCUCCCAAAUGACCUGUAUUUUUGGUUCAUUGAAAAGAGCUUCAGGGUCCUGACGAACCGCCCCUCCUGCCCAUUAGUGCUGUGGAGGAAGGAGCCACUUCCUUUCUGUGUUCUCCGUAGACCCGUGAGCAGAAACGGCCUCGGUAUGCAGAACGACGCCGGCGAGUUUGUGGACCUGUACGUGCUGCGGAAAUGCUCCGCGAGCAACCGCAUCAUUGCUGCCAAGGACCACGCGUCCAUCCAGAUGAAUGUGGCCGAGGUUGACAGGAGUACAGGCCGAUUUAAUGGUCAUUUUAAAACCUACGGCAUCGGCGGGGCCAUUUGCAGGAUGGGCGAGUCAGAUGAUUCUAUUCUCCGAUUGGCUAAGGCUGAUGGAAUUGUCUCAAAGAACUUUUGAGCCAGAAGAAAUCGGGAAUAAUUUGUUAUAAAUAAAAGUGAUAAUAAGUAAAAAAAAAAAAAAA